AUGACUGAUAAUGCAUCGGCCUCUAAUUUUGAUACUUACAUUGGGGAUUUACAUGAAAAUCUCGAUCGGCUUCGUGAUAUGUCAGAUGUUGAUGAACAAUCAUCAGCGAUCGUUGCUGAUCUUGCACAAGCUUAUUCUGAACAUCCAUCACCGAUGCAAACAGCUAUGUGUUUAUCAUCUUUGUUUUGUGGUCAAAAAAAUAUUCUCACAUUUCUUCGACGUUCUUGUUCAAAAACUGAAUUGAAAAAAACUAAAGUUGAAAUUUUACAAUUUCUUAAAUUUUUCGUUGAAACGGCUGCUACGAAAAUUCUACCACAUGCUGUGGAACUUAAAACAGUUCUUCUAACAAUUUUUAAUGUCGAUACUGCAUCGGACGUUAGAGCAGCUAUAUUUCCGGUUUUAUCGCAAUUAAUGGAAUUAAGUGCUAGCUGUCCUGAUAUGCAGAAUGAAGUCGAUAAAUUGGCUACGACUUUUCUAGAUCAAAUCGGUCUGUCAAGUUCGAAAGCAACAGCAACAAUCAAAGGACUUUGCUUGGCAUGCCUUGGUUUAUUAUGUAAAUUUUUUCCAGAACACAUGAGAAAAUAUGCGGAUCCACUUUUACUUAGUCAAUAUUUGAAAUAUUUACAUGAACAAUUAGUCAAAGAUGUAAAAUUUGAAAUGUUAAUUGCCGCAGGUGCUAUAGAAGGUCUUAUUAAUUAUCUCGUUAAUUUUACUCCAUCAUCAACACCUGUGACGACACCGGCACCUAUGAUUCGGGGUAAAACUAAAGAAGAAGAUAAGCGUUUGAACGAAGAACGAAUUCGAUGUGAAUCAGAUUUAAAACGAGUUUAUAUCUAUGGGGCACGUGCGAUACAAACACAAGAUCAAACUAAUUUAAAUCGAUAUGCAUUAGUUAAAGCUGGUCUUGAACUGUUUGCUCAACAUUCAACAUUGUUCACAGAAUAUCUUUAUGAUGAUUAUCCUGAAAUACUUCGAUGUAUUCGAGCAUGGAAUGUCCAUGAUAAUUAUGACGUUAAAAAAAUAGCUCAACGUUCCUAUGACAAUUUUUUACUUGGAGUUGCUAAUGCAUUAAAAGAAACAAAUGUUAAAACACCAGAGGAACGUUGUCGUGCUGUACAAGUGUUUCAAUAUUUUAUUAAAGAAUUUCGUGAUAAAAUAGAUACACCCGAAUUAGAAAUUCGAGACUUAGCCAUGGGAAUUCGUGGUUAUGGAAUUUUCGCUAAUGCUUGUAAACUCUAUGGUACAGAAGAAGAUAUAAAAUUUAUGUUUGUUGGCCUUAUUCAACGCUGUGAACAAAUCGCUAUGUCAACAGUAACAUUAUCACAAGCAGCGGAUAUUUUUGAUGAACGUUUCUAUGGAUUGCCUAAUCUAAUCGAUGCUCUUUCAGCUAUUAUUAUUGAAAUGACAAACAUUGGCGAAGAAUUUCUCGGUCCACUCGAACGUUUAACUGUGAUGACAAUUGAUUAUUAUCCUCGUUAUCAGCCUAAACCUCAAGCCACAACAUGUUCAUCUGUAAUUAAAAUGAUUUUAGCUUUACAAACAAAACCAAAUUCAUACAAACCAUUUCUAUCACGAAUAGUAACUCAAGCGCUUAUUCGUUGCUGUUCUCAUCCAUUAAAAUCAGCUGUCGAAGAAGAAUUAGAAAAUUAUGAACCAAAUGUAUCCGAAGAUAAACUAAAAUCUCUUCUAUCAAUCGGAAAAACAAUCACCUAUGAAAAUUAUCUUCCACUAUGGAAAUCACUUUUAAGUGUGAUUUCACUCAAAGAAUUUGAUACAAGUGCAUAUCCAAUAUUCGAACGACAAAACAUGCUUGUUUCGUUGUAUGACGAAAUCAUAGAAUCAAUUUUACAUAUUAUCGAUCGACUUGAUUUGAGUGUUGAAAAAGAAAAGCAAGAUGGUGAAAAUCAUGAUGAAACUACCACAACGGAUCCAGUUUUUGGCAUGCGACCUGUGAAACCCAUCGAUUUUCAAAUAUUCUAUAAUCUCGUCGAUUUUUGUCAGGAUUUAUUACCCGAACAAUCACCGGAACUGUUUCUAAAAUGGAUAUUUCGAUUUUUAUACGACAUCAUCGCAACAUCAACAAAAUAUCCAUUAGUUAGCGGUGUAUAUCGAUUUGCUACGUUCGUUAUGAAUAUCUGUUUGAAACUUGAUUAUUUCAAAUCAAAUCGUUCCAGAAUGGGUGCUGAAAUUGAAAUGAUGGAAAUUGAUAUAAACGAAAAUGAACAAAUUCAAGCUGCUUGUGGACUCGUUCGACGAUUUGCUCAUGAAGUACUUUCUCGUCAAAAACAAUAUCGCGAUGAUUUACUUGUAUCGUGUUUACAAUUUAUUAUUUCAUUACCAUCGGAAUGUAUCGAUUAUGAUUUUGCUGAUUAUGUGCCAGCUAUACAAAUUGCUUUAAGUAUUGGUUUAACUUAUUUACCGUUAGCUGAACAGACAAUCAAUAGUCUUGAACGAUGGUCACAAUCAACAUCCUUGAAUUUACCGAGUUUCUAUAGCCAAAUCUUACCUUAUCUUGAUGAUUUUCUUCGUUUAUCCUAUGAUCAAGGUGAUGAUGUGAAUGUUCGAGCUGUUGUAUCGUCGUUACAAGAAAAAACACGUCUAAGUUCCAAAGGCAAACGUGUUUUACCAACACGAAUGCUGAAAAAAACAAAACAGAUAAAACACCUCUUUGAAGAUAGUGAUAUUCGUCGUGUACAAUUUCGUAUUUUGAAAUAUCUUGGUUCAUUAGGCAAUCGUGUAAAUCAUUAUCUCAUCGAUGAUACUUCAAAUCAUUUAAUUAAAGACGCUGUCGCGUGGGAUAAUGAAAAUCAUUUGACAUUUAACGUACCAUUUGAUGAUAUAAAACCAACGAUUCAUCUUGAUAUUUUUCUGCCUCGUCUGGUCGAUUUAGCAUUGCACAGUUCCGAUCGUCAAACAAAAAUUACUGCAUGUGAAUUGCUUCAAUCAAUAAUGCUCUAUAUGAUAGGAAAAAGUGCAAAUAAUCGAAGCACUGCAGCAGCUUCCUAUGAUAAAUUGUAUGAACAUUUAUUUCCUGUUGUACUCGAACUCUCCUGUGAUUCAGAUACAUUUACAAAAACAUUAUUCACUACAUUUAUGAUUCAAAUAAUACAUUGGUUUACUAAAAAUCAAAACUAUGAAAGUCCUGAAACAAUGUCUCUGCUCGACACAUUUAUGAAUGGUAUGAUAUCUGGCCGGAAUGCGUCCAUACGUGAUUUUAGUGGUGUAUGUCUAAAAGAAUUUCUUAAAUGGACGGUUAAACAUGCCGGUGGAUAUGAUAAAUCAGUUUAUUUAAAAAAUGCUACAUCGAUUCUUAAACGAAUUUUGAGUUUUGCACUGCAUCCAAACAGUUUCAAAAGACUUGGAUCGACAUUAGCCUGGAAUUCAAUUUAUAUGCUUUUUCGAGAAUCGGAAACAUUAGUGGAUGUCUAUACUCUUCAAUUGCUUUUUGUAUUUGUUGAAAGUCUAGCCAUCGCUCAGGAAGACGAUCCAUCGUUAGGUACUCAACAACAAGCCAUAGGAGCUUUAUCGCAUAUUGAAAGAAUAAUAAAAGAAAAAUCACAAUUAUUCAUUAAAGAAACGCCAAAACGGCAUCGACCACCAUCGUGGACUGAAGCCUCACUCGAUGUUACAGUUCGAUGGUUGCUUCGACAAUGUGGACGAAUUGAAACAGAAUCUCGGCGGAAAUGUAUUGAACUUGUUUGUACAUUUAUUCCACUACUACCGGGUAUCCGAUCAAUACGAGAAUAUUUUGACUUGAAAAUUAAAUCAGACGGAAAUAUUUAUUUCAUUGAAAGAUUCGAAGGUACAGCUAGUAAAGAAAAGAAAACGAGAUUCAAAGCCAAUCUGGCCAAUCAAGCAUGUCUAACUGAUAUGAAUGAACAAUUUUCUCUUCCGAUGAUCUAUCAAUGGCUUGAUACAGUUAUUGCCUCAUUGGAUUGUUAUACAUGGGUAUUUUCACAAGGUUUUCUCAAUCCUCUUCUAUUUCAAGAGAAUAAUAAACGAAGUCGUUUGAUUGAAUCAUUGUCAUAUUUUAUUUCGAAAAUAUCGAUGAAUACACUUCACGAUAUUGUUUCUUAUUUUCCAUCGUCGAAUCAAUCCAAUGUAUUUACACCGAAUGAUGUUCAUCAAUUCGAUACUGCGAAAUGUACUGUUAUAGUUCGUCUACUUAAUUUUAUAACAGCGAUUUGGACAAAAUAUCCGCAAGAUACAAAACGUGCAAUCGAAAGUUCAUUCUAUAGUAACGAUUUAACAAAGUUAAUUCUAACUUGUGUAUUUAAUCCAACACAAAUCGGAUUUGAUAUUAAUAAUGACGAAAUCAAUAAGAAACUACCAGAACGAAUUCUUAGCUUACUCAAAUCAAUGACAACUCAUUUACCCGAACAAUUGCUACAACCAUUACGUAUCAAUGCAGUUGAAAUGACGAAAUCCGAUGGGAUGUACAACUUGAAAAAUGAACUUGAGAUGAAUCCUGUUCGUUGGCCGCUUAUAUUUACCAUCACACGUGGCCUUCGUCUCUUGUAUGAUGUUCGAUUGUUAACUAAACCCAGUCAACCCGAACAAUAUGCUAAAGAACUUUGGACCGCAAUGUUAGCGAAAAUGAUCACAAACGCCGAAGAUUUUGAUAGAGCCAACAUUGUUUUAACAAUUGAUAAUCAACGUGGUUUACAAGCUCUAUUUGAUUAUAUUAUUUAUUUAGGCAUCAAGCCCAAUGAAGUGUUGCCAAACUUUUUUCGAUCGAAUCGUAUUCAUAGUGAUUCUGGUAUGGCAACUGUGGGAACCUAUUUAUUAACAUUAUUUAAACAUCAGAUAACAAGUUGGCUUGGUACAACUCCUCACUUUAUAAUAAAUAAUAUAGGCGAAAUCAAAACUGUUGAUGAAUGUCGUUUAAUUGUUUCGUUUCUAACCACUGUUCUUGAUCUAUGCAGUCGAGACAAAGAUAUUCGUCAACAAUAUGGUCGCCAAUUUGUCGAUGGUAUUUAUACGUGUUGGCCAUUGUUUGUUUUACUCUACCGUUCGACAAAUAUUGAUGAUAAAUUAUUAAUUCUUACUCUAUUAACAAAGACUUUUAUUAUCGAUAGUCGUUUAUUGAUUGCACAUGAACAAUUCGGUCACGUGUCACAAAUGUAUUUAUCAUUAUUAAUCGAUAAACAAUUAAAUUUAACAUUUAAAACACGUUUGCUUGAUCUCUUACCGUUUUUUGCAUCGCUUGAUACCGAUGAAGAUCUAACGGAAGAUCGACGUAAGAAAUGGUCCGAUGAUCUUUGUCGUACUUUACAUACGUUUACAGCUGAUUGUUUUCCAUUGAAAAGUACCGAAUUUCGUAAAGGUACACAAGAGUAUCAUGAUUAUCAAGGUGCAAUAAGAAAAAUUUUAUCUGCACUUGAACUAUCAUCAUCAUUUAUAUUAUUUGAAUUAUUGAUUUGGAUGUUAUCAUGUGAACAAAAUCAUGUAUUUGAAGAUGAAAUUCUAUCGUCAAUAAAUCGUUUUAUAAUUAAAUUAAAUGAUCAUAAUAAACAGAUGAACUUACUUGAUUACAUCUAUUCAAUAUUAUUUGGUCAAAAUCCAUUGUUUCGUCUUGAACAUCGUUUAAAUGCAUUAGAAAAGUUUAUAUUAAAAAUGUUAACAUCAGUUAAAAAAAAUACACUAAUUGAAUUUUAUAAAAAAUAUAUAUCAUUAUUUGCUAUUGAACAACUUGAUAUUAAAAUUGAUUUAACAUCAUCAACAAUAACAUCAGUUUUAAUUAAUAAAAUUGCUACUUACCGUUUUAUUGAUUAUAUGUAUACGAUAUUAAACAAGGAUGAUGUGUUCGGAGUUAAUUCGCCGAUUGCAAAAGUUUUCUAUGAAAAAGUUAAACAACAAGAAGAAGCAAGAAAAACAUUAAAUAUUGAAAUGCCAAUCACGGCCAUUAAACUUGCUGCGACCUUGGAUGGAAAAGAAUUAACAAAGUAUGUGAUAGCAAGAGCUCGCGGACAAUUUAUUGAUGGAAAAAUGAUUAAAUCCAUGGAAAUGAUGUUAAUCAAUGUGCCGGCAAUGGAAAAAGAAACGAAAAUGAAUGCAAUACGAUCUCUAGCAAUGAGUUCAUUCAAUUGUCUUAUUUCAGUAUUGAUUUGUACACAAACAGAAGCUAAACUUUACAAAGCUUUUAUUUUUGAUGCGAAUGCGUCCAAGGAUGAAUAUAUCUUUGAAAAUAUAAUCGAUCCCGAUCAUAAAUAUACAUUUCCUCUUGAACUCGAACGUUAUUAUAAAAAAGACAAUCGUACAUUGUUGAAUAUACUCUGUAAAAAAAUUCGUACAUCAUCAAAUUCUGAUAGUCAACAACGUUCAUCGACUACACCACGUUAUUUACCAUCGCAAUAUUUAUUUGGUAGUAGUCUAACUGAUGAAUUAGCUGUUUUCGAUUUUACUUCAGCAGCUGUUACACAACAACAAAGUGAUUUAAAUAAAAGUCAAUCGAAUUCUCUUGCGGAAAGUUCCAUGGAAAUCGCUCUUCAUAAAAAAAACGAUGAUCGACCUGCAUUAAUCGAAGGUACAGAUACUGAUUUCGGAGCUGACUUUCUCGAACUGGAAAUGGACGAACUCAACCUACAUCCAUGUAUGGUACCGAUGGUAUGCUUACUUAAACAUAUGGAAACAAACGGUAUCACACCUGUUCAAUCUGAUAUGCCUCCUUGGAUGAUUUGUUUAUAUAAAAAAUUCAGUGACGCAAGCAUACCAUUCAAUAUAAGGCUGUUUAUCAUGCGUCUUAUAACACAUACACAUACAGUAUUUAAACCUUAUGCACGUUAUUGGUUAACGCCAAUCAUUCAAAUGUGUAAUCAAGUGUUUGAAAAAUCUUCCGAAGGUUUAAAUACAUUUCUAAUCGAUACCAUUGUUAUAUUAUUAUCAUGGAAUUCCGUAGCCAUACCAAGUGAACUUGACACAAUGUCGGUACAACGUCUUUUAGAAUAUUUAUUUCUUAAUUGUACACAUAAAAAUUCUCUUGUUAUGAAAUCAAAUUUAGAUUUAAUUAAAAAAUUAAUUGAAUCCUGGCAUCAACGUAUUCACACGCCAACAUUAAUUGUUUACAAAUUAAUAUCGGAUCAAGAUAUUAAAUCUAAACAAAAUGCAAUAGGUUUAUCAUUAAUCGGAAUUCUAUUAGCAAAUCAAAUAUUGCCUUAUAAUGAAGUAAAUGAUUUAACUGAAGAUAAAUUUAAUGAAACAUUAUUAAAAAAUAUGAAAAAUUCCUUUCGAAAUAUUUAUGCAGCAGCGGCGGAAGUGGUUGGAAUGUUAUUAAAUGUUAAAAAAUUGAAAGGACAAUCAAAUCAACGUUUAUUAGAACAAUUAAGUUUUAUAUUAAAAUGGCAUAGUGGUCAAGGUUUACAAGAUACAUAUGUGACAUGUAUUUAUUCAUUACAAAAACACUACCCGGAAAUUGUUGAUAAAACUGUUAUGAAUAAAUUAAUGUUCGGUUUGAAAAAAUUAUAUGGAGAUUUUAAAAUGGAAUGUUUAGAAGCACUGGUGGCUAAUAUCACGGAAUUCGAAUCGGCAUAUUUGGAAUUGAAAGCAGCUGGAAUACUUGAUAUUCUUAUUCAUAAAGAUUUCAGUAUUCGUUGUGUUGCAUUACGUCUUCUACACAAACUUUUACCCCAACUAACUCACGAACAAUUAUUUGAAAUAGUUCAAGUUUUAUCGGUUGAUGGUCCCAACGAAUGUCAAUAUUGGACACUUGAAAUUUCUAAAUGGAUGUACGAUUAUAUAACACAACAAAUAACAAGUGAAAAAAGCAUUUCAUCAAAACCUAUAUCGGAACCAUUUUAUCAUCAUGUACGCGAACAGUUACUUCAAUUUCUCUCGAGUAAAAAUGAAUAUAUACGUGUUAAUUGUCGUAACUUUUGGUGUGAUCCAAAACGACUGAGUAUAUCAUCACAUCAUCGUCUUAUUGCCAUGGUUGAUCAGCUAUAUUCAAUAAAAACUGAAAAUGAAUAUUUAAAUUAUUGUACAAAUUUUCUUCUUGAACGUACAUCACAUAAUCCUGAUUAUAAUCGUUUUAUAUUCGAAAAUCCACUUGAUAAAUGUACAUUUCAAGAAUUCCCAUUAGUAUGUAAUUGGCGACAACAUCAUCAUACGUAUAUGACGCCAUUAUUUACAUUGCAAUCUCAAUCUACAAAUGAUCCAAUCAAUACAAAUAUAAUGACAGUAGAUCCAGUUCAUUAUAUGCAAACAUUAACAGAUAAUAAUAAUCGAAUGGAUCAACAAAAUAAUGCAGCAGCAGGAAUGAUUUUACAAACACAGGAAAUAUCGAAUCGACAACAAUUCAUGCCAACACAAAUGUUAGACAAGAAUACAAAUUAUAAUUGGCUUAAACAAACGAAUACAUUUGAUACGUCAAAUACUUAUGUUUUGCCCACAUUAUCGACUCAAGUUAAAACAACAUCAUUAAUAGUUAAUGUUGAAAAUGCAAAUAAAAAAUCGAAAAUAAAUCCAUCGGAUAAGAACGAUACGAAUGACGAUGAUAUAUUUCGACUUAAACGACGAUUUCUUAAAGAUACUGGCAAAUUACAUGGCUAUUUUGCACGUAAACAAACAGAGAAAAAUCAAAAAGAAAAGCAAUUUCUCAACGAAAUUAAACUCAAACAAGAAAAUCAAGUUGAAAAAUAUCGUAUCUAUCGUAUUGGUGAAUUGCCCGACAUUCAAAUUCGUGUCAGUGAUAUUAUUAUUCCUUUACAAGCACUGGCUCAAUACGAUAAUCAUAUUGCUCGGCUGCUCUAUUCGAAUUUAUUUACAUCCAUAUUAACUUCUCUCGAAGAUAAACUUUCUAGUGGUGAAUAUACCGAACUGAUAGAAACGAUUCAACAUCGUUUUAAUGCUAUGUUGUCUCAAUCGGAAAUAUUCUAUCCAUCAUUUGUCAUGUCCUUACUUGAUAUCACAUUGUCGAAACCUAAACAUCUAAAAAUUUCCUCGCAAUAUGUCAGUGCAGCAGCGAUAGCCAGUCAUUUGGAGCCCAUGGGCAUAUUAACAUUAGAAUGUUUUAUUCGUUUGAAUCAAGCAAAUGAACCGGAUGAUAUAACACAUGAAUCAGUAAAAAAGAAAUUCAAGUCCGAUCCUGAUUCAAAUAGUCAAUCAUAUAAACAUGUUGAUUAUUGGCUUGAAUUAGCUAAAUGUUAUCGUUCGAUCACAAAUUAUGAUGAUGUACGUGGUAUUUUUUGUCAAAUUUCUUCACUAAAAUCAUUAACAUUAAAAGCUAUCGAAGAAGAAAGUCACUCUGAUUUUCUGUCUGCUUUAAACAGUUACGUCACAGCAUUAGAAGAGUAUCCUUUAACAGACGAUGCAGUAAACGACCAAAUACUAGAAUUAGAACACGAAUUUUGGACACAAUCAAUGCUUAAUUGUUGUAAUCAACUAAAUAAUUGGUCAAUUAUGUCUAAACAUAUAUUUAUUGCUAAUACAACAUUUGAUACACUCUGGUCAAAUGCAUAUCAAUUAAAUUAUUUGAUGCCGUACGCAAUACGUUCGAAACUUAAAUUACUUAUAUCAGGUACAGAACAAGAACAAUUAGAACAAGAAGGUCUUUGUCAAUUCUUUAACAAUCUAUCAUCAACUACAAAUGCUACACCGGCAACAACGACAUCCGAUACAGAAACAACAUUUGUAAAACGUUCUUAUAUCGAAAAACAAUAUCCAUUUGAAUUGGCGACCUAUUUUCUUUAUCAAAAAGAUUUCGAUCGUUCAAAAUAUUAUAUUCACUAUGCCAAAGAACAAUUUUUACUGCGUUGGUCUCAAUUAAGUCGUUUAAGUGAAUAUGGCCGUAAAACUACGAUACAAUUAAUUCAACCCUAUCAUGAACUUGAUCAAUUUCUUGUUUUCAUCGAACAUAAUCUACCUCUUCUUAAAAGCCUCGAAAAUCGCUAUUUAACAAAUAAUAAAAACGAUGCAGCAACUCGUGAUCUAUUUCAAGAACGUAUACAAAACGAUUUACUUUCACAAUGGAAAUUGCCUGAUGUUAUUCGUAGUUCAAUUCAAACUUGGGAUGAUAUUGUUACCAAUCGAGCUCUAUUUUUAGACAUUCUCGAUGAAUUGGUCGGUGGACCGCGAAUGACCUUUACAAGCCGUUUAAAAGCCAUUGAAUUCGAUCCUAUACUUAUUGAUUAUAAAGUCCAAUCAUCGCUCGAUGUGGCCUAUUGUGCAUUGCGUCAACGAAAUUUUAAAUUAGCUUUAUCAAAAUUAAAUGAUACACGUAAUCGACUUGAUUUAUGUCAAAAUCCAUCGAUUAAAUCUAUUUAUUGGAAUGAAAUCUAUUGUGAUGUGCAUUUAAAGCGUCAUCAAAUUCAAUCAUCAGUAUCGACUCUAUCAAGUUUAUUAUCAACGCUGGUUGCUAAAGAACUAAAAAAAAUGGAAACUAAAAUAAGUUCAUUACAAAUUAUUGAUGAACAAACAGCAUCAUUAACUUCAACUUAUAUACAAUUGAAUUCACAAUUUUGCCGAACAGUCAUUGAUUUUCUACUUGCACAACCGAAGACUUAUUUUGACUAUGAAAAUGACGAUAGAAUUUCUUCAGCUAGACAUCGACAAUUAGAAAUGUAUUUAUACGGUUUAGACGAUCAUACAACAAAUAUAGAAACAACAGACGUAUUAAUCCAUGAGUUGUUCAAUAAAAGUGUUCAAAUAUUAAAAAAUAAUAUUGAGAAACAAGAGACCGAUUUACAAAAUUUAGCGACAAAUAUUCGUCAGGCAAAAGAAAAUGUUCUCAGUCGUGAUUACAAUGAAUUGGCAAGUCUUUGCGAUGAUUAUCUACGUCGAUAUGAAAAUAAUGAAGAUGAAGAUCAUCUAAUGGAUAGAUUAUUUUCCGGUGAUAGUAGUAAUAAAAUAGCCGAAAUUAUCGUUAAAUCGAUUCUCUCAUCAAUGAAAUAUGGUUCAAACGAAGGUGUUAAACGGUUUUCACGUUUAUUACAAAUAAUUGAAUUAUAUCCAAAUACAAUGGAAUCAGUCGCCAAUCAUUUACAAGAAAUUCCGUGUUGGAUGUUUUUUGAUUGUCUAUAUCAAAUAACAGCAUACUUAGAUAAACCCAUAGGUCUUAAACUGUAUCCAUUAAUUGAUGAAAUAGUGAAACUUUAUCCGCAAUCAAUUGUUUAUCCAUUUAAAUUAAGUUAUGAAACACUUCAACAUUCGACAAAGGAUCCAACAUUGAAGCGUAAUCUUGACAUCAUUCGUCAUAAAUUAGAUCGUCAUACACCGCUUGUCAAUGAAUUUAUUCAAGCAUUAAACCAAUUGAAUCCUCAACAAGAAUAUGAAAACUGGUGUAAAGAACUAUAUCAACUGUUAACCAACGAUCGCAAUACGCGAGAUAUAAAUAAACUGAAAAAUCAUUAUAAAAAAUUCAAGGAAAUUCUUUUUUCGGAUCUUAUGGCUCAUGAUGAAACAAACGAACAAACUGCGAUGACAAUAACAUCACAAGAUAGUGUUUUCAAUGAUGGUAAAGAUCAACGUUUACUAAAACCUCGAUUAACAUCAAUUCGUUUUCAAUUUAAAAAUACCGUCGAAAAAGAUUUCGAUAAUCUUUUUGGUAAACACGGUGAAUUGUUUUCUACGGUAUCAUUAACAGAUGUGAAAUCGGUAUUGACAAAUCUUGGCACGAAAUUAAAAUCUAUAGCACAAGAUAAAACAAACAUAAAUGAUUAUUCAACAUGGUUUUCAUUGACGUUUCGACAACAACAUCGUCUAAUAGGAACACCAUCAUUACGCGAGAUAGAAAUACCAGGUCAAUAUACAAGUAAAAAGAAACCAUUCGUAGAACAUCAUAUUAAAAUAGUUGGUUUCGAUGAAAAAAUAUUGGUACUACAAUCAUUGCGACUACCGAAACGUUUAACUAUACGUGCUCAUGAUGAAAAUGAUUAUCCAUUUUUAGUUAAAGGCGGAGAAGAUAUACGACAAGACCAACGUAUUGAAGCGUUAUUUUCAAUAAUGAAUGAUCUCUAUGCCGAUGAUCCUAAUUGUAAUCAAUCAAAUUCAGCACAUAUUGCUGUACGAACAUAUAAAGUGAUUCCAAUGUCAUCAAAAUUAGGUAUGAUUGAAUGGCUUGAUAAUACACGUCCAUUAAAAGAACUUAUUGAAUCAAGUUAUACACCUGCUGAACAAGCUAUUAUUGCACAAGGUCAACAUCCACGAAAACUUUAUCAAGAUUAUGUUACAAAAGUAUUUCAAAAUGCUAAGCCAACAGCUAAAUCAACUAGUAAUACAAUUAUGUAUGCCGAAUUAUUUCUUAGUUUAACAAAAGCACAAGUCGAAGAUGAAUUUAAUAAAAUUCAAUCGGUGAUACCAAGUGAUUUACUUCGACGUGCUUAUUAUAAAAUAGCAAAUUCGCACGAAGGAUUUUAUACAUUGCGGCGACAAUUUAUUACAAGUUAUGCUGUUCUAUGUACCAGCCAUUAUAUUCUUGGCAUUGGUGAUCGACAUCAAUCAAAUUUUCUUAUUGAUACAUCAUCAGGACAAGUUAUUGGCAUUGAUUUUGGUUCUGCAUUCAAUGCUGCAACUAUUCAUUUACCUGUUCCUGAACUUAUUCCUAUUCGUUUAACACGACAACUUAUUCAAUUAAUGUCACCCAUUGGUACUGACGGUCUUUUUCGCGCAACAAUGAUACAUACGAUGAAUGCUUUACGUGAAAAUUCAGAUUUAUUACUUAGUACAAUGGAUGUUUUUAUUAAAGAACCUCUUAUGGAAUGGAUGGAGCAUGCACUUAAAGCAAGCAAACAAGUUACACAAAGUGAAUCUCCAACGGUUCGUUCCGAUGAUACAUAUGCUAAAGAUCGAAUAAAAAGUGCACGGUUAAAACUCAAUGGAAUUAAUCCAGCAGUUAUUCUUGGUUCUGAUCUUAAAUUAAAUAAUUUUCUUCGUCCAUCGGCUUUGAAAGACGCACUUCGUCAGAUGGAAAAAGUUGUUGGCGGUGAUCAAAUACAUAAUAAACGUGCACAAAUUCUAAUGCAAUAUGAAUCAAAUCGUUAUCAUAAGUUAACAGUCGAUGAACAAAUUGAUUGUAUUAUUGAUCAAGCAACUGAUGUUGAUAUACUUGGUCGAUCCUGGGCUGGCUUAGAAACAUUUAUGUAA
Messenger RNA from Rotaria socialis, 13077 nucleotides. NCBI's taxonomy places the organism in Eukaryota, Metazoa, Rotifera, Eurotatoria, Philodinida, Philodinidae. The record is from the annotation of a GenBank genome assembly.